AUGUCUCUCCCCAAUGUCGUCAUGACCGCGACCCGCACUGCUCGUCGCUCCUUUGGCUCGUCCGCUGAGCGCAUGAGCAUGACGGCCGUCAACGGCGAGCGCCGCCGCUCGUUCGGCACGACUGCCCGGGUCUCCAUCUCGGCGCUUAACCCGAUGGACAAGCUCCCGGCCGGCGUGAACCCGGACGAGUAUGUUCCGCCGUACUACAUUGAGCGCAAGCGCCAGCGCGACUCGAUCGAGGACCGCAAGGAGCAGGAGGGCGGGCUCAUGCACGAGCUCAACGCCGGCAUCCUCUCGGACGAGGUCGCCGCGACGACGCGCCGCCUGGUGUCCAAGAUCCCGACGGAGCACGAGUUCGAGGGCGGGUUUAUGCACCCGUCCGGCUUUGUCGUUCCCCAGCCGGGCGAGGCCGGCGAGUUCAUGGCCGACAUGCGCGACCGCGACAUGGCGAUGCAGACUGCCGCCGUCGCCGCCCGCGUCAACGAGGACGCGGCCCUCCGCGAGCUCACCGGUGUGCACGUGCGCGCGCACGACCACAAGGUGCCCUACGAGAUCUUCGCCAACGACGGCACGGUCCAGCACCCGUCCGGCUUUGUCCCGCCCACGGCCGCGCACGAGUUCAGCUCGGCGCCCUCCGAGGAGUUCAACGCCGAGGACGUCACGCUCCGUCUGACGUCCGGCCCUGCGGCGCGCACGCCCUGGAAGCAGGCAUGA
Messenger RNA from Peniophora sp. CBMAI 1063, 714 nucleotides. Lineage: Eukaryota; Fungi; Basidiomycota; Agaricomycetes; Russulales; Peniophoraceae. The record is from the annotation of a GenBank genome assembly.